AUGGGGUGUUCAUUAUAAAAACCAAAAAAAUUCGAAACAAUCAGCAAGCGUUAUUCGACAAAUGCAAAUAUUUGUAUCUUCUUUUUUGAUUUUAUAUAGUAUCCCCUGACCAAAAAUAGAGUUUGGAAGUUUAUAAUCCAACACUUGGAAAGCUUGUCUAAGUUCCAAUUCUUGUACCUGCUUCAAAAAGCAAUAUCAUGAAACGAAGAAGUAAUUAACUGACCCCUGGAUUAUGA
Molecule: messenger RNA, 236 nt
Organism: Paramecium octaurelia
Lineage: Eukaryota; Ciliophora; Oligohymenophorea; Peniculida; Parameciidae
Source: the annotation of a GenBank genome assembly